UUUCGUUGUAGUUGUGCGCCAUAUUGGCAAUCUCCUCCAUCUCACCAAGCCGGUUGUUGAGAACAAUAUAAACAUUUUACAGCGAACCCAAAAUACAACACCAUGGAGUCAGUCAAAGCAUUCAACGACGAGCUCUACUCUCUGAAUGAGUACAAACCUCCGAUCUCCAAGGCCAAGAUGACCAAUAUUACCAAGUCUGCAAUAAAAGCAAUAAAAUACUACAAACAUGUUGUCCAGAGCGUGGAGAAGUUUGUUCAAAAAUGCAAGCCAGAGUACAAGGUCCCAGGCCUGUACGUCAUGGACUCCAUUGUGCGGCAGUCACGGCACCAGUUUGGCCAGGACAAGGAUGUGUUCGCCCCGCGCUUCAGCAAAAACAUCAUCGGAACCUUCCAGUACUUCUACCGCUGCCCCUCAGAUGACAAGAGUAAGAUUGUCAGAGUCCUCAACCUGUGGCAGAAGAACGCCGUCUUCAAGAGUGACAUCAUCCAGCCGCUGCUGGACAUGGCUGCAGGACUACCCCCUCCCAGUGUCACCCCUGUCAUGACCAGCAGGGAUGCUCCGGUCAACAACGCUACGCCUGGUACCCCAGCGACCCCGGCCACUCCAGCCAACAUCGUGUCCAGUCUGCCUGACUGGGCGUCUCAGUUUUCCAACACAGACACUGUAGCUGCUGUGGCCCAGAUCCUGCAGAGUCCACAGGGACAACAGCUCCAGCAGCUGGUGCAGAGUCUGCAGAUGCAGCAGGAGAAGCCCCAGCCUUCUCUGCUGCAGGCGCUGGAUGCAGGCCUGGUGGUCCAGCUGCAGGCCCUGACAGCCCAGCUCACUGCUGCAGCCUCAGCCAACCCCAUGCAGCUCAACCCCCUGGACCAGAGGGUCUCCUCCUUCAACAAGAAAAUGUUGGGUCAUUUUGACUUUGGGAAUGAUUCAGAACGCUCUGAAGACUCCAAAAAGGACUCGCAAUCAUCCCAGAUGCCCAUGGUGUCAGACUCCAUCUUCCACCAGCUGGCUGAGCAGCUGCAGCAGCAGAACCUAGAGCAGUUACAGAAGCAGCUCAUGGAGCACCAGCAGCACCAGCAGAAGGAUGGAAUCUUUGGGUCUGAGAACACACCCCAGCAGAGCAGCAGCCAAUCACAGCACCCGGAGCCAGACAACAAGAUGGAUGACUCCAUUGACAACCAGCAGCAGGACAUGGACCUGGAUGACGGGCCAGAGAUGGGCGAAGAGAUCUUCGAGCCAGAGGACAAGAAGUCCAAGACGAUUGACAUACAAUCAAGAACACGGUCCAGGUCACGAUCAAGAUCUCCCAGGAAGAGACGGUCCAGAUCACGGUCAGGCUCUCGGAAACGGAAACAUCGCAAGCGAUCGCGGUCACGCUCCAGAGAACGGAAGAGGAAGUUGUCGCGGUCCUACUCCAGCGAGAGACAAGCCCUCGAGCUAGAGAAAGAGCGUCAGAAGAAAGGACUGCCUCCAAUCCGAUCCAAGUUUCUCAGUGUGUGCAGCACCACUCUGUGGGUGGGACAGGUAGACAAGAAGGCUACUCCGCAGGACCUCACCAAUCUGUUUGAAGAGUUUGGUCAGAUUGAGUCUAUCAAUAUGAUCCCUCCCCGUGGCUGUGCCUACAUCUGUAUGGUCCACAGACAGGAUGCCUACCACGCCAGACAGAAACUCAGCACUGGUUCAUACAAGAUUGUCUCCAAGGUCAUUAAGAUCGCUUGGGCGCUGAAUAAGGGAGUGAAGCAGGAGUAUAAGCAGUUGUGGGACAUGGACCUGGGGGUGACCUACAUUCCCUGGGAGAAGGUCAAGCUGGACGACCUGGACGGCUUCGCUGAGGGAGGCAUGAUCGACCAGGAGACUGUCAACGCCGAGUGGGAAGCAGCCAAAAAUGCACCACAGCCAGUGAAGGAAGCGGUGAGCCAGGCUGUUAGCGCUGAACCCAUGGCAGCCACUAAUACCCAACAGACCCAACAAAAGGCCUUCAUCCAACAAGUCUCCAUGAUGCCUGUGCAGCUCCCUGUGGCCCAGGCUGUCCCUGCUGGGGGUCCUGUGCCUCCAUCCUUCCCUGUUUCCAUGACAAUGCCCCCGCCAGGCUAUGGCCCCCCGCCCACCUUCCUCAGAGCAGGGUUCAACGCCUCCCAGCCUCCUCCAGGUUUCAUGCAGGCAGCAGGUGUUCCUCAGCAAGCAGGCAUGGGCUCAGCUCCUACAUCUCUGGUGCAGCCCUCCAUGUCGCAUGCUCAAGACAGCGUGAAGGACUCCCCGUACGGAGCCACUGUCCCAGGAAGCUUCAUGCCCUCUGCCAUCCCUGGACAAGGGGUCUUCAACCCGCUUCAACCUGGAGUCCAGACGCAGCAAGGAGCCAAUGACAAGACGGGCCAAUCUGCUGAUGGCAUGGACGCUGCUGCAGAGUUAGUACUGCAAGGUAUGCAAAAUGCAAUGAGUCGUCGUAUGGGUCUUCUGGGGAUGCACCCCUCAGCCUCCCUCACCCACCCCCUACACCAGCAGGGCCUGCCUGGCCAGAGGAUGCCUGGGCUAAUGCCGCUGGACCUCCAGCCUAGUAUGCUCCAGGGAGCCGGGGCCCGCUUCCCCCUCCUGAUGCAGCAGGGCCUGUCCCAACAGAGCAUCCUGGAUGCCUCUCUCCAUGCACAGGCCCGCGCCAGAGCGGCCUCCCAGAUGGACCACUUUAACAGGGCCGAGGGGGCCUUCAACCGGGGUACCAACCUCCCAAACGAAAACAUGUCUAAGGCUGAGGACCAGCCUUCCUCUCGGGCAGACAAGAGCCAGCAGGGGAGGGACCAAGACUACCGCUUCCCCCCGCCCCAGGAGAAGCAGAACAUGGGCCUGCUGAGGACACCUCCCCCGGAGCACAGAGAGUCCAUGGGUGGAGGUGGACGUGGUGGGGGAGCUGGUGGUGUGGGAGCUGGUGGUGGGGGUAUGGACGGAGGAGGAGGCAGAUCUGCCCUGCUCCAGACCCCAGUGAGGGAGCCAGCUAGAGACAGCAUAGUAGGGCGGCUUCAGGCCCUCGCCGGCUUCACCCCCCAGACCCAGAGUCGCUGGGGGCCACCUAGAGGGAACUUUGAUGAGCGUGACAUGCGGGGCUCACCGGCCAGGGUCUCCAAGGGCUUCCAGGAGGAGCGCCCUAGCUCCAACCAGGGGCAGAACUUUCCCAACCGCUUUGAGAACCAGAACCGCGCUGGGGCAGGAGGAGUAGGUGCUGGUGUUGGAGGUGGCCCGGCGUGGAGUCGUGGUGGAGCUAAUGCUGCAGCACCGUUCGCUGAUACUGACAUGCCACAGGACUUGGAUGAGUGCCGGCGCCCUUGGGACAGGCAGCAACGGGAGAGGGACGACAGGGAAUUUGACUUAAGGAAGGAGAUGAACGGAAACCGCCUUGAGAGAGAUAGCCGCGAGAAAGACCGGGAGAGGGAGAGAGAGAGGGACCGGGAGAGAGAAAGGGACCAUGGCCGUGAGCGUGGCAACCGUGAACGAGAGCAAGAGUGCGCCCGGGAGAGAGAGCGUGAAAAGGAGAGGGAGAAGGAUCGGGAGAGAGAACGUGAGCGGGACCGUAACAAGCGUGGAGCCUGGACACCUCUUCUCCCUCUACCACAACCCCUACUUCCUACUCCUACCCCGACCCCAACCCUCUCCCUGACCCAAGGCAAAUCCCAGGCCCUGCUGCAACUACAGUCCAGGCUUCAACUUAAACCUGGACUCCUAACUAAACCAGGUCUGCUUCAAACUCCAAACCUCCUAACUCGGUCAACAUCUCAAGCCCCAACCAAGUUCCUUCAAGCCCCAUCCCAGUCUCCAACUCAAGCCAAGAAUGAAGCCCUCCCUGGGCCUGAGCCCCAGACAGAGUCCCAGUCCUCUACCCAGACCCAUGCUUCCCCCAAGUCUGAGUCCUCACCCCAGACCCAAUCCACUCCUCAGAACCAGUCAUCACCCCAAAACCUGGUUUCCCCUCAGGCCCAAUCGCCAUCCCCUCCCCAGGCUCAGUUCCCGCCACGGGCACAAACGCCACCACAGGCCCUGUCCCCACCACUGGCACAGUCGCCUCCCCAGGCCCUGUCCCCACCACCGGCACAGUCGCCCCCCCAGGCCCUGUCCCCACUACCGGCACAGUCGCCUCCCCAGGCCCUGUCCCCACCACCGGCACAGUCGCCCCCCCAGGCCCUGUCCCCACCACCGGCACAGUCGCCACACCAGGAGAUCACUGACACCCAGGAAGAGCCAGAUAAUGCCCUUUGGGCCAACAAGCCAGAGAAACCCCAGGAAGAACCCAUAGAAGAGCCUGAACCCAUAGAGGAACCUCCAUCUCAGUUGGUCUAUGGGACGGGGUUGAGGCUGGACACUGACGUAGUGGCUGAGCCCACACCUGAACGGGCGCCCACCCCUACCCUCUCCCCCACUCCUGCCCCACUCUCAAUGUCACCGGUCCUCACACACCGCGCUGAGGAACCCCAAUGCCUGCCGGAGCCCCUGGACGUGCAGCAACCACCACAACAUGCCUCCUCCUCCUCUUCCUCCUCCCCUAAGGACAAUGGACUGAGUGAGCCGAUGGAGGAAGCUGAGAAACAGCCAGUGGUAGAGCAAACUGACACUGAGGGGACAUAAUCAUCACUCAGUAGGUAAAGAUCAUUUUGUAAAGUUGUCUCUUCUCUGUACUCAUGUCAGCCACCCACUGGACCCUGGGUAGUAAUUUGCAUAAUAUUGUCUGAUGACCUAACAACUGAUUUUAUUUCUCACAUAACGGUGUACUUCAAUAGAUGGCUCGCUAGCUGAUUAAAUGGUAGGUGAUUAUGUUUUUCAUUAUUUUAUUUCUUUUUUUUUGUAAUGCCAGACCACGAUAUAAAGCUCGGUGAAUUUUAAUGAAAAUUGCUUGCCAAAAUGUUUGAAUUGUAAAUGAGAAAAAGAGCUUUGACCUUCCUAUGGAAGAGUGUACGGAUCCUGGCUGUUUCCACUGAAUUGAAUCCAGAUGAGGGAAUACUUGAAAACUGCAGUCACUGGCCUGUUUUUUUUAUCUUCUUUUAAAAUAAGCUGCAGCAAAGUUUUAAAUGAAUGCCUUUGUGGUGUCCUAUAUAUAUGCUUCUGGUCUAUAAGCAGAAUAUAGCCUACAUACAGUAAGAACCCUACAGUUGCUUCUAAAAAGGAACAUCCUAAAAGAUUAAAAACAUGACCUGUGUUAUCCCCAAAAGGAAUGUCUGAUUUGUUCAUCAUAAUGCAGUGAUUCAAAGGACAAAGUAAGCCAGAGAGAUAAAAAUAUAUAUAUAUAUUUUUUUUUUAAGGAUGGUGGAUGUUGGGUGCAUUCUGUUUUAGUUUGAAAUAAACAUGCUUUGUUUGUUAACAAAUGCUUUAGGACUGUAUUUUCUGACCCAGGACCAGUGGAAUAAUGUUUUACACACAGACUAUAUGCUUUUUGCAGUGGUGUCACAUACAAACAGCUGUGUCACUACAGUAGUUAGACCAUUGACUUGAUGUUGUCGUACCGCAUUAAGUCAGGCAGGAUGUUAAAGUGCCUGUACUUAGACAUCAAUCUAUUCUAUCUAAACCGCUCUUUAGUUUGUUGUUUGCGACCAUGGAUUAAUUUGUUAUGUUAGUUUCUGCACACUCUGUACUUCCCUAUACUUUUCUUUGGUGGGUGACUUUGGGAUCGGAUUGUGCCUUCUUGAUUUGAUUAUUGUUCAGCAUAAUGUCACCCCAAUACACCACACUAUGCUCAACGUGCUGCUUUGGUUUCCCUGAGACUGUACAACCCCUCAGAGAGACAGCAGUCUGUCCAGCAAGCUGACAACACAGACAAUGAUCUCCUUUGUCUGUGUGAUCAUAGCUGAGCAGCCUAUACACAAUUUAGCCUAUGUAUAUGGGGAACCAACCAGUCUGUUUACUCCAUCGUUGUGUGCAUGCCGGCCUGUAGCCAUUUAUUCUUCUUUGUCUUGUUCACUUCAUACUUCUUCAGUGCAUUUCUGUUGAGACACUAUACUACCAGGACAGGUUCAAUAGUCUGAAGUUCUCUCAGAGAAGCAAAUGUUAUAAGAGUUGUGAAGUUGAAUAAAGUUGAAGGUAAAUCAGCAUUU
Salvelinus namaycush (lake trout) is the source of this 6065-nucleotide messenger RNA. RefSeq names its product SR-related and CTD-associated factor 8-like. Lineage: Eukaryota; Metazoa; Chordata; Actinopteri; Salmoniformes; Salmonidae. Gene Ontology annotation, molecular function: RNA binding. Gene Ontology annotation, cellular component: nucleus. The transcript has 20 exons. The record is from RefSeq and is a predicted model, not a curated record. Bases 103 to 4605 code for a protein of 1500 amino acids.